AGGUCGUGUUUGUGUUCAGUCUGUUGUAAUGGGGACCGCUGCAAUGAUUUUCGACCUGAACUCUGUGAGCCUGGCUUUGGUUCUGGGUUUGAUCUUUCUAGUUCUGUUUGAGAUGAUGAGGAUUCAUUUCACCAGAGCCCAAAAUCCACCUGGACCCACACCUUUCCCUUUUGUGGGAACAAUACCAUAUUUUAUAAAAGACCCAAUGGGAUCUAUCAGAGCAAUCAGUCAGGAUGAAGAAUUGUCCAGUGUGUACCCGGGAAGAACACCAGCGAUAGUCUUGAAUACACUGCAGAUCACAGAGGAAGCACUGGUCCAAAAGGCUUCAUCUUUUUCUGGAAGACCAGAUUUACCUCUUAUAGAAUGGACUACUAAAGGACUCGGUAUUGCAAUGGUGAAGUACGGUCACUCGUGGAGACAGCAGAGAAGGUUUGCUCUCCACACGCUCAGAAACUUCGGCCUGGGAAAGAAAUCUGUGGAAGAGCGAGUGUUAGAUGAAGCCGGAUACCUGGUUGCUGAGAUGCUCAAAGGAGAAGGAACCGCAUUUGACCCAGGGCACACCGUACAGAAUGCAGUUUCCAAUAUAAUCUGUUCCGUCGUGUUUGGAGAUCGCUUUGAAUAUGAUAACAAACGCUUUGCAUACCUUCUGAAAAUCCUCAAUGAGAACAUCGUAAUGGUGGGGUCACCUGUAGGACAGAUAUUCAACUUGGUUCCUUUCAUCAAACACUUUCCUGGACCUCACCAGAAGAUCAUUCAGAACAACACUGAGCUAGAGGAUUUCAUUCGUGAAGAAGUUAAAGAACACAGACAAACGUUGGAUCCAGAAAACCCACGAGACUUCAUUGAUGCCUAUAUGUUAGAGAUUGAGAAACAAAAGUCACAUGAGGACUCAACAUUUCAUGAGGAGAACAUGGUUAGGUCAGCAGCCGAUCUCUUCUUCGCUGGAACCGACACAACGGCGACCACCAUCAGAUGGGGACUCAUCUUCUUGAUGGACAGCCCAGAUGUACAAGAGCGAUGUCAUGAGGAGAUUGUUCAGGUGUUGGGUUAUGAUCGUCUGCCCAGCAUGGAUGACCGCGACAAACUUCCAUACACAUACGCCACUGUUCAUGAGAUUCAGCGCUGUGCUAACAUUGUUCCUCUUGGUGUAUUUCAUGAAACCACACAGCCAACCAAACUGAGAGGAUAUUACAUUCCCAUGGGAACUAUGAUCAUGACAAACUUAACAGCAAUUUUAAGCAAUAAGGAGCACUGGAAAUGUCCGGAGAAUUUCAAUCCAGAGAAUUUCUUGGAUGAGAACGGACAUUUCUACAAACCUGAGGCGUUCAUUCCUUUCUCAAUCGGUCCGAGGGUUUGUCUCGGUGAGAUCCUUGCGAGGACGGAGCUUUUCCUUUUCUUUGUGUCUCUCCUACAGCGAAUUCAUUUCUCCUGGCCACCAAACUCACAGCAUCCAGACAUGGAUGGAAUCAUGGGCAUAGUGAGAUACCCACACCCCUUUAAAAUCAUCUGCCGUAGCAGAGAUGCCAAAGACUGACCGUCAGUGAUCCGACCCAGACACGCCAACAGACAGAAGAAGAACAUUGAAAUCUGUCUACAUCUACAUUCAGAAUAAAAGAUACAUCUUGUUGAAGGUCCAGGAUUGAUGUAUUAACAAUUUUUCCUAAACAUUUAUAUGAGAAUAAAGAGUAAAAAAGCACUGCACCAGUGCACUACUGGUGAAGCCAACUCUUCUUACAAAACUGUUGUAGAACUGGUUGAGUUUUUGCAUCAUGUGAUUGUGUGAAUUAAAUUACCUUAGUUCAAAUCAUAGCUUAAGCUAUAAGUUACUGGGUAAAACUUAUUUAUACAAUGUUAUCUACAGAUCCUUAAAUUUUUGCCUAGCUGUAGGGUGACCACCACCUACAAAUGAAAUAUGUAACCAAAUUUGUGUGGGACAUUAAAUUGAAACACUGGAAGUGUUAUUCUGCCAUUUAUCUCACAACAAUACUUACAGGCAUGUUUAAGUGUUUGUUUGAAUCUGCUGUCUGCACUUGGGUUCUGUUAACAAUUAACCAAAUACUAACAAUACUAAAUCCAAAGUUUACGGUUUAGAAUUUGGAUAUGAGCAAUAGGAAUAGUGACUUUGCCUUGGCAAAUAAACCGUGAAGUACACAUGAAGGCA
Misgurnus anguillicaudatus (oriental weatherfish) is the source of this 2161-nucleotide messenger RNA. The record is from RefSeq and is a predicted model, not a curated record. Lineage: Eukaryota; Metazoa; Chordata; Actinopteri; Cypriniformes; Cobitidae.